Messenger RNA from Nasonia vitripennis (jewel wasp), 3137 nucleotides. Its product is annotated as adenylate kinase 7-like. Gene Ontology annotation, cellular component: cytoplasm. The transcript is spliced from 13 exons. NCBI's taxonomy places the organism in Eukaryota, Metazoa, Arthropoda, Insecta, Hymenoptera, Pteromalidae. Bases 249 to 2954 code for a protein of 901 amino acids. Gene Ontology annotation, biological process: nucleobase-containing compound metabolic process. Gene Ontology annotation, molecular function: AMP kinase activity; ATP binding. The record is from RefSeq and is a predicted model, not a curated record.
AUCCAUGACAAACUAACCUCUAGCAUAGAGGGAAAAUAUCACAUUAACCAAAAAGAAAACUAUAUAGAAAGUGAAUCCUUUGUUCUGUUUCUUCAACCACCUAUCACGACUUGCAGUACGUCAAAUCGAUGCUUCCAAUGCUCUGCUCUCUGAAUUAAAAUAUCAGCCCGAGUUUGCACUGAUUACUUUGCCGAGGCUCUUUCCUUUCUAGGAAUUCAUCGAGCAAGUACAGGAAGAAAAUAAAGCAAAUGCUCGACUCCCGAAGGUCCAAGGUCGGCGGCGUCGUUUCUGACGUCAAUCAUGGAGUAGGCGGCGAUGGCAUCCCAAUAGCAGUCGCACCUAAAGGAGAGGAGUCUAGUUACGUGUUGCCCUGGCGUGUCUUUAUAAAUCACAUCGACAGCUAUCACGCUGGCAAACUGAUGGAUCUCUUAUUGGAACGAUCAUACGUUCCCGCGGAAAUCGAGAACGAGCCUCGCCCCUCCGUCGAUUAUUCACCAGAGCAACUAGAGGACGGAGAUGCCGAUGAGAUCGAUGAAGAGAACGACGUAACGGAUGCGACGGAGUAUCCAGGUGUCGGCAAAGACUCAAAGACACGACUCCGGGUCGAGUCGCUGCAAGGGAAAGCUCCUAGGAAAUUCGAGCUGAUUGCCACAGCAUUGGCCGGCAACGAGUUUCAGCAUUACUCAAAAGAAGAUGUUAAGAUAAUUCCAGGCCCUGAAGUGAACCGAGAAAAGUUUUUGUCAGAAAUAAUGGAAUGCGGAUUCGUUAUUUAUGACAUCACUCAAGAUAAAUCACAAAUUGCAGAGGCAAUAUGGGUCUUCAACGAGCUCGCGCAAAUUCAAGAGCUACAGGAGAGCUCCAGAACGAAGCCGGGCGUGCGUCACUUCAUCUUGAUUUCGAGUAUAAUGACAUGGGCAACAACGAAGCCCCGCACAUCCAAGCCGUUCACCGAAGCGGACUUCAGAAAACGCAAAGCCCCGACGAACUUCAAAGAGCAUAUCGAGUGCGAGCGCAAUGUCGCGCAGAGGCGUUCUAAUCUACUGCGAGGCUUAGUGUUGUCCGUCGGCGUGACGUACGGCGAGGAGGAGGCCGACCUGCACUACGCAUUCAAGCUCGCCUGGUCCAACGAGCAGAGUCUGCCGCUCGUGGGUGACGGCGAGAAUCUGGUUCCACUGUUGCACGUGCGCGACUUGGCCUCAGCAGUUUAUGCAAUUAUAAGAAAGUGGCCAAAGUUGCGUUACAUUGUUGCCGUCGACAAAGAGCCAACCACUCAAAAAAAUUUGAUUACGGCCAUCAGUAAGAGCCUCUCUACGGGUAAGGUGAAAUCGAUACCGGCAAAGGAGGCUGCACUUUCGUAUUCCGACUUGACACCGCGCGUCUUGGACGCAAUUACCGUUGAUCUUGACGUCCGACCAGCUUACCUUCUUAAAAGCUCCAGCCACAUGGAAUGGCUGGAACCGGACUCGGGCUUCUCCGCGAGAAUCGAACAUGUCGUCGAGGAGUACCGGGCCGCGCGGAAUCUGCGCCCUCUGCGACUGAUUGUCCUUGGGCCGCCAGCCUCCGGCAAAACAAUGAUAGCGCGCGCACUCGCCCGGCAUUAUCGACUUCAUUAUAUAUUACUCAAGAGGCUCAUCGCCGACACGAUUCAGCAAUUAGACGAUCAAAUCAGGGAUUUGAACAAGAUGAAAGAAGAAAUUACGGAGGAAAAUGAGGAUUCCGAUGUAGACGACGUGGCAGAAGAAGAUAACGUCGCAGGUGCCGUGGAAAAAAUUCAGAAGUUCCUAGAUGAAAUCCGCAGUGGACUUAGUGAGAAUAACGGCAGGCUCGACGACGACGUACUGACAAAGAUUUUCAGAGUGAAGCUUUGGUCUAAAGAGUGUCAGAAUCAGGGCUACGUCAUCGAUGGCUAUCCGAAAACACUGGAGCAGGCGAAGCUCUUAUUUGGCAAAGCUGACGACCUCGACGCGGAUUUUGAGAAUUACGAGGAAGAAGAUAUCGUCUCUGCCUCGAGUUCAGGGGUGUUACAAGAGAACGCGGAAGAAGGAAGCACAGUCAUGCCGGAUCUCGUCAUCGUACUAGAUGCGAGCGACGAUUUCCUCAUGGAGCGAGUGAUUAAUUUGCCCGAAAGGGACUUAUUAAAUACUCACUAUACCGAGGAGCACAUGUUACGCCGAUUGCAGCUCUAUAGAGAAAAAAACGACGACGAGAAUACACCGCUGCAGUUGUUUGACGAGCUCGAGAUUCACCCCGUCGUCUUGGAUAUUGAGAAGGAUGAGAGUCCACAGAUGCUGUCGACCUUUCGAUAUUGUCUGAGCGUGAUCGGACCGACGCGCAACUACGGGGCAAGCCAGGAGGAAAUCGAGGAGGAAAGAAGGCGAGCGGAAGCAGACGCAGCCCUGGCAGCAGCUGAACGCGAAAGAAAUAUUACCGAGCGUCAUUGCGAACGCGAGAGACGAGCCUUCCAGUGGACGACGUUACUGGAAAAAUUAAAACAGGAAGAGGAGGAGCGUCUAUGUAUUCUGGCUGAACCUUUACGUGAUUAUCUUGCUAAAUAUGUAUUCCCGACUUUAACUGAAGGUCUCAUCGAAGUUGCUAAAUUAAGACCAGACGAACCUAUCGAUUAUCUCGCUGAAUAUCUGUUCAAGAGGAAUCCCGAAGGCAGACCAGGUGAGCCGGAUUACAGCGAGGAGAUGAGCACAACACUUGGCUUUAUUCAGCAGCUACAAACCGACAACGUCCUAGACAGUUCAGCCAGUAGCUUUGAAGCCGCUGCCUACGAGCACUCGAAAACUGCCGACGAAUUUAGCCGGGACUGUUGCCGCUUCUCUGAGGAUGAUCGAUCGAUUGUUCGAGUCCCGGGAGAAGUUGCCUGCUCUCAUAAUGGAGAAGACGAGGAGGAGAAAGAAGCCAGUUGCGGUUCUGCUGCUUAUGAGCGAUUCGUCGAGUGCGUAUAAGCGAGAGUGCCUCUCCUCAGGAUCUUAUGAAUUUCAUCAAGAUUAUGAAGGCGAUUGGCUUGCGCGCGCUUAAUAAUCAAGAUCUGCGUACUCUGCUCUUUCUCGACUAUUGCGAAUUGGCAUUGGAAUUAUACUUUUGGAUUGAGGCGCUUAAUAAAUUUCAGUAUUGUUGAGUUUAUGUAA